AUGUCGGUGUUGCCACAGUGCUGCCGAGUCAAUGAAGCCUUGCAACGAAUUAACUUCCUCCGAUUUCGUCACAUUUCUAGGCAAUUAUCAACUACUCCGUUGAGACAUUCAUCUAUAGCCAGUUAUUUUGCUGAACUAAAGACUCGAAGCUUGGUGCGAUCGUCGUAUCCUUCAAAUCUCGACUCUGAUUUCAAUGCGGAAUUACUAGCGUUGCCUCCUGUUGUAUAUGCUGGAUUUGAUCCAACUGCGAAGAGUCUUCACAUCGGUAAUCUAUUAGUUGUUGUGAACCUCCUGAGAAGUGCACAAUUUGGUGUACGGCCUAUUGCUGUUGUUGGUGGCGCUACUGCAGCGAUUGGUGACCCAAGUGGGAGGACUGCUGAGCGCGAGGCUCAAGACAAGGAGCAGUUAAUGGAAAAUACGAAAGCAAUCAUUGUUCAAUUGAAGAACAUUGCGAAUAAUGUUUUGACGGAGGAAAUCACUGUAGUGGACAAUAAUGAGUGGUUCAAAGAGAUGUCAGUGGUGGACUUUUUGAGAAGUUGUAAGCAGUUGCGCGUCGGGGAAAUGCUUCGAAUGGGAGCUGUGAAGGCUCGGCUAGAGGACAGUGGAAUUUCAUUCACGGAAUUCAGCUACCAGACCAUGCAGGCGUACGAUUGGGCGAUGAUGUUGAAGAAGUAUAACUGCAGGUUUCAGAUUGGUGGAUCUGACCAGCUGGGUCACUUAGAUCUUGGUGCUCACUAUAUCAAGAGGACGUGUGGAGGAACAUUCGCGGCAGGCGUCUGCUUACCCCUAGUGACAGACAGUGCUGGGAACAAGUUAGGGAAAUCAGUUGGUGGAGGUGAUGUUUGGCUUAGUGCGGAGCUCACAUCACCAUUUCACUUUUAUCAAUUUCUUCGUCAGUUGCAUGACCCAGAAGCCGAGCUAAUGUAUAAACAGUACAGUUUGGCUCCAUGGGAGCAUGUAUUGGCAAAGAUUGAAGAACACCGAGCAAACCUGGGGAAGUGGAUCGCACAGGAUGCUCUUGCCAGUGAGCUCACACGAAUCGUCCACGGAGAUGAAGGAUUGAGUACGGCUCAACGGUGUUCUAGAGCGCUCUUUCAAGGCUCAAUGGAGGAUGUUCGCUCUCUAAGCAGAGCUGAAUUGUUGUCGUUGUUUGGCAGCACAGUGAAAGUGGUGGUUUCGUAA
Cooperia oncophora is the source of this 1182-nucleotide messenger RNA. The record is from the annotation of a GenBank genome assembly. NCBI's taxonomy places the organism in Eukaryota, Metazoa, Nematoda, Chromadorea, Rhabditida, Trichostrongylidae.